CGGAGAGGGAGGAAAGAAUCGGAGAGGGAAGAAAGGAUCGGAGAGGGAGGAAAGGAUCGGAGAGGGAGGAAAGGAUCGGAGAGGGAGGAAAGGAUCGGGAGGAGGGAGGAAAGGAGGGAGGAAAGGAUCGGGGAGGGAGGAAAGGAUCGGGGAGGGAGGAAAGGAUCGGGGAGGGAGGAAAGGAUCGGGGAGGGAGGAAAGGAUCUGGGGGGAGGGAGGAAAGGAUCGGGGAGGGAGGGAGGAAAGGAUCGGGGAGGGAGGAAAGGAUCGGGGAGGGAGGAAAGGAUCGGGGAGGGAGGAAAGGAUCGGAGAGGGAGGAAAGGAUCGGAGAGGGAGGAAAGGAUCGGAGAGGGAGGAAAGGAUCGGAGAGGGAGGAGGCAGCAGCUGAAAUAUGUUAUGUUUCACCCUAAAUACUGGCAGAACAUAUAACAUGUUCUAAAAGGUGAAAAGACUGCAUAUUGUGAAUGCAGGUUCCGGGGAGACCAGAUAUAGUGAAUGCAGGGUCCAGGGAGACCAGAUAUAGUGAAUGCAGGGUCCGGGGAGACCAGAUAUAGUGAAUGCAGGGUCCGGGGAGACCAGAUAUAGUGAAUGCAGGGUCCGGGGAGACCAGAUAUAGUGAAUGCAGGGUCCGGGGAGACCAGAUAUAGUGAAUGCAGGGUCCGGGGAGACCAGAUAUAGUGAAUGCAGGGUCCAGGGAGACCAGAUAGAGUGAAUGCAGGGUCCUGAGAGACCAGAUAUAGUGAAUGCAGGGUCCGGGGAGACCAGAUAUAGUGAAUGCAGGGUCCAGGAAGACCAGAUAUAGUGAAUGCAGGGUCCAGGAAGACCAGAUAUAGUGAAUGCAGGGGUCCGGGGAGACCGGAUAUAGUGAAUGCAGGGUCCGGGGAGACCGGAUAUAGUGAAUGCAGGGUCUGGGGAGA
Molecule: messenger RNA, 917 nt
Organism: Staurois parvus
Lineage: Eukaryota; Metazoa; Chordata; Amphibia; Anura; Ranidae
Source: the annotation of a GenBank genome assembly